This is a messenger RNA of Cuscuta europaea, 9041 nucleotides long. The record is from the annotation of a GenBank genome assembly. NCBI's taxonomy places the organism in Eukaryota, Viridiplantae, Streptophyta, Magnoliopsida, Solanales, Convolvulaceae.
GCUCAAUUGAGUACCGGGAGUUUACCGGCUAAACGAAAAAAUUGAACGAUUUUGAAGAGUCGGAGGAUUGGAUUGGACCUUUUUUUAGUUCGGGUACCCAAUUGAGCUAUUGAUAUGAGUACAGGGACCUAUUUGACCCUUUAGCCUUUUUGUAAAUGGCAACUUGUAUUCAAUAGCUUUAGUUUAUCCUCUACUUCUUCUGUAUACUCGCGGCUUAAUUAGAAUAGAGAUUCAGCGUUCGGCCCUGUAAGGGUGUGCUGUAAGUAGGGAUGACAAUUUAACCCGACCCGAUGGAUACCCGCACCGAACCGAACCGUUCAAAAUGGGGAAACCCGCUUUGACUGGGUAACGGCUAUGGGGCGGGGAAUACCCGAUUUAUGUAAACGGGUAAUGGGGCGGUUAUGAGUUUAUACCUACCCGCCCCGUUACCCGCCCCGUUUAAUUUGCAUACGGUUACCCGCACCAUUACCCGACUCACAAAAUUAACUUACACAUUUUAAUAGUUUAUGUAUUUAUUAUUUAAUAUAUUAAGUAUAUAUGAAUAGUAGUACAUUAGUAUAUGACACUUAUUCUCUCUAAUUUUUUGAAAAAUAUUCAACUAAUCGGCUAUCCUUUGCAAUUCUGAGGAGUUGGUGCUCAAAGUUCACUAUUUUAGAUUUUAAAUUUUCAAUAUCAUUCAUCAUCCUUCCUUUGUUAACUUUUAUAAGAUUUAUUUUCUUCACAUAUGGAUUAUUUGAUUUUCGUGAUUUUCUGUACACAAUUUUCACAUUGUGACUCUCUUAAUUUUUAACCUCAUAACUUUCAUAAAGCUCACAUGUGAGUUUAAAGUCCAAAUAUUGGGAAACAUUACUCUAGAUUGCUUUAAUUUAUGUAAUUGUUAAUAAUUUUGUAGAAGUGUAUUGGAUGAUUAGAUAAAUUUUGAUUGGUUGUUCUAAUUUAUAUCAAGUUUUAAAUUUAAAUUUUGAGGUUUCUAAAACAAUAAAUACAAGAAUACCUAAAUCAUAGUAUUAAAAGUACAUUUUUAGAAAUAAUUCCACAUCUAUAAUCAAAAUUAAAGUUGUGGACAAAAAUGCGACUCUAGUAACUUUAGUGUUUAUAAUUUUAUUCAAAUGUUAUAUCGUAGUGACUAUAAAACUUACCCGUGGUAACUUAUAGUCACAUUUAUGUCAACAUAUUUUUUAUUAGUAAUAUUUUAGGAAAAAACUUCCCAUUUUCAUUAUGUUACUUGUAUACAUUACUGUUCUUAAAUUUAGAUGUUGAAUGCUGGUGGGGUAUGCUUAUUGGUUUUUUGGAAGUUAAAUGUUUUUUUGAUUCAUAUUUAGAUUUUACAAUCGAGACAAGACUUAAUCUUUUGAUGUUGAUGUGGUAAGAGAUUCAUAAUUUUGAAUCUAGACAUAUAUAAUUUGUGAAUAUUAGGUUCAAACGAUUGUAAUUUUUUGUGAUGUUUUAAAAAACUUUAUCUGUGGUGCUAUUUAAUUUUGAUUUGUUUUAAUUUAGGUGGUCAAUUAUAAGUAGUUAAUCAUCAUUUUAGGAUUUAUACUAAUUUUGAAGAAAAAAAUUAUCUUUUAAUAAAACGGUUACCCGUAGGGAAACCGUUACCCGCGGGAAAAACCGUUACUCGCGGAUAAAAAAUACCCGACGGGUAACGGGGUGGUUUCGGGAAAAUUUUUUAUCAAACGGGACGGGUACGAGUAAUGGUAUACCCGACCCCGAACCGUCCCGUUGCCAUCCCUAGCUGUAAGAGCACCCACAAUGGAGGGUCAACUUAGAUCAUAAAACAAAAGUAAUGGGGGUUGACCCCGACUAUAGAAGCUCACCUUGUGAUCGAUCAAGUUGCUAGAUAAAAAAUGGAAUCUGACGUUUUUCUUUUAAUCUAGCCACAAACCCCACCAACUACCCCCAGACUCUUUAAUUUAAUAUUUUAUGUAUUAAAUUAAUUUAUUUUACAAAAAAUGUUAUACCAAAAAAUCAGACUUUUUUCCUUCUAUAAAUAGACAACAAUGAAGGAUAUGUUUAGUCACUUUGAAAUCCACCACUUUUUCCCUCUUGCAUUUGAUUUUAUCUGUUUUAGAAUUUUUUUCUACCUGAAAAUGGAUCUAAACCGUUCUCCCCCCAGAUACUACACCAACAGCCCCCCCAUUCCAAAGAAUUCCUCAUUCUGCACAACAAUCUUCCGUAAGAAAUUUUCAAAUUGAUCCUGCUCAUCCGAAUUUUGGAAUAGUUAUGCAGCUAUUGCAAAAUAAUUCCAUUUCUGUAGAAUAUUCUCAUGCUACUGGUCCAUUACAUGUAAGACCAUUAUUAAAUAAAUUGUAAAAUAGUAUUAUGCGUCAAAUAUGAAUUAUGGGUGUAACCAUUCUUUUAAAACACUUUUUUAUUUAUUUAUGCACAAUAAAUAAUUAUAGUUGGCCAAAUAUGGAUUUUGUAUUCCUUUUUUCAAAUUAAAUAAAUUAAUAAAGGUGGAAUAUACCAAAAAUAAGGAGAGAGGGUGUAAACAUUUUAAGUGACCUAGGUCACCAUAGUGGGGAGAAAAAGUGAUAGAUUAGAGAGGAUUAAGUUUUUUUUGGAGGGAAGUGACGUGGAAGAGAAAGCAAUGAGUCAAAACCCAUCACCAUUGUGGAUGCUCUAAUCGUUCUAAGACAUUAAUAGAACUUGACCCACUUUACCUUUCCUACUCAUUCUUCCUAUUACUUGUGCUCACAAACCUGCAGUUAACUAUUUCAUUUAAACAUACUCAGGUCCGGUCCUGACAUUUUAUGGGCCUGAGACAUUAUAGAUAGAGUAGACCUUAAGGAUAAUGUAUGAAUGUUUUUUUAAAAAACUAUAAGUAAAAUUGAGCAAUUUUAUUAUAUAAAUAUGAGUAUAACACAUCAAAUAAAUUAAUAAAUGAGACGGUUAGAAAGAUUAUAUUUAAAUAUUUGGUUAGUGACAUCCGAGAAUACUAUGUAACUAAACCGGCAUAAUCGAAAAGUAGUACGAUUUGUAUUUGCCAUAAAGAAUUUUGAAUUAGGGAAACAUGUGAAAGUUAUAUCUUAUAUGAAGAAAAAAAUUCAUAUUUCAAAUCACAUUUAUUAAUUCUUUCAUUUCAUGAGAGAAUUAAAGAAAAAUAGCAAAAUACUACGGAGUAUCAAUGAAGUACUCCCUCCGGUCCCUAUUAAAGUUCCACUUUACUUUUUGGGAUGUCCCUUAUAACCUUAUUUAAGUUCACACUUCCAUUGUAGAAAACAAAACAGUGCAAAACAGUGCCAAACAGCGCGAAACAGUGUCCAAAAAGUGCCAAACAGUGCACUCCAUAGUAAAGUCAAAUUUAUUUUUUUAAUCUGUGUGUAGUCAAACUGGGAGUUUUAAUAGGGACCGGAGGGAGUAUGAGUUUACAUGAGAGAAGUAUAUAAAAAAAUUAACAUUUAUGUGCUAACUCUUAAUGAAUCAAAAGAAAUGGUGAAGUUUGUUUCCAAUGAAUUCUAGUGUGGAUGUUUAGUUUCAAAAUUUUAAACUUGUAGUUUGUAGAUGUUUUUGAAUAAUGAAUUGAAAGUAUAAGAAAUUAUAAGUGAUUUUUUAAUUUUUUUUAUAGAUAUAUAAUUAAAAUAAAAAUGUAUAUAUAUAACUGAGAAAUUUAUGGGCACUAGCCGAGCAAUGGGCCCUGGGCGCAUGCCCCGUUGCCCAUGCCCCAGAACCGGCCCUGAACAUACUCAACAUAUGAAGUACAUACUUACAGAUUUCAUUUUUGUACUAUCCUAAAAAAUGAAAGGUUAUGGGGGUGUUUGGAACUGAUUCUGAUUAUGCUUCUUUUUUAAAGCAGAAGCAGAAUCAGAAUCAAUUUUCAGAAGAUGGUCACCCCCAGUUUCUAAAAAAACUGAUUCUAAGAGUAAAUUAGAGCACCAGAAUCACUUCUGCACUUUUACCCAAACACUUCAACUUCUGCUUCUGCUGCCUGAAUGAGCAGAAACACUUUUAAGAAUCAAAUCCAAACACCCCUAUGUUUACUCUUUUGACAAAUGAACAUAUAUAUUAUUCAUGUAUACUUUAUCCUUCAUUUUACCUAAAAUUUAGAACUAAAAGGAAUUUAGAACUCUAUACAUGAAGUAAUAGGCAAGUAAAGAAAUAAAUAAAAAUAAAUAAAUAAAUAAAUAAAUAAAUAAAUAAUACUAUACAGUUAGUAUGUGCAUUUAUUUCUCUUUUGGACGUGCAUAUUGGUUUUUUUUUGCCGACAGUUUUGUAAAGCUUUUACUUGCAAACAUCCUCCAGUUGCAUCAUUCUCAGAGUUCUUAAAUUGGAAUCAGCGUUAUUUGCUUCUAAAUUUAUUACUCCUAUAUGAUUAUCCAGCUCUAAUUUCGCAAAUAUCGGAAGUUGUCUGCUAGUGUAGAUUUCUAAAUCUAAACCUACGCACGAUAUUUAUAAUUAUAAACAGUUUUUUGAAAUGACAAAGGAUGGUUCGCGCGUUUAUUUAAGCUAUUUUGUUUUUGUGCUUUUAAUCAUCAAUAACUCUGUGUAAGAAAAAAUGUUUUGUCAUUAUUAACUCCAUUAGUCAACUAAUCCGUCGCCCGUGUUUUGCACGUCAACAUUUAGCUUAGAGGCGGUCGCUAUAUUAUAGGAGCGGUCCUAUGACCAUUCUAUUCCCACACCUAACCGGUGGACGUAGCUCAACUGGUACCAAGAGAGUGGCACAAGAGUUAGGUCCCGAGUUCGAAUCCCGACAAAUGCGAUGAGUGGUUACUAUGCUAAAAAUGCAUAAGGCCUCUGCAAGUACCGGAGACAGAGCCCCACUCUCUAUCUGUCAGAUUGGGAUUAUAAUCCAAUUUAUAUCCUCCCGACGUACCGUUCGAUCGGGAUUGGGGUCCCUCAGGGAUGAGGUGUCAUCCUUUUUUUUUCUAUUCCCACACCCAGGGUAAGGUAGUGGAGCAGUGGGAGCAAAUACCCAACCCCCUACAUAUAUAAUAUAAUCUGACAUUUUAUAAUUUUUUUGGAACAAAUUAUUCAAAAUAAGACUACAACAUAGAGAAAAUUCUAAAAUAGGAACAAAUGUGUUUUCUAUUGAAAGAAUAAAAAUAUAAAAAAUACCUUAAAUAGGAGUACACAAGUCAUGCAUAUUUAAAGAAUAAAACAAUGAUUUAUCUAUUUGAGAAAUAUUUGCCAUUUUUAACUCCUAGGGAAUCUACUCAAAUUUCAUCUACUAUGGCUUCUUUCUAGGCAUGUAAUAUUAUUUGAUCAUCCUUUUAUAUAUACUUGUACAUGAAAAUUAUAACUUAAACCAAGUCUAAUUACAAAAUGUCAACCUCAAUUUGUGAACUUCCCUUCCCUAGUCAUGCAUAAUUGCUCCAAUUGUGUCCGCCUUUCUGCUCACCCCAUCCUAAUCACCUCAUAAUUAUUGGGUUUGUUUGGUAUUUAGCAGUUAACAAUUAGCAUAUAUCGGAUUAUGUUAGCGGGUUGUCAAUAACGGUUUCAGUCGUGGGGUUGACUAGUAGAAUAAGUUGACGGGAUUGCCAGAAAAUAUUUGAUAAUUUAGCUUUUGACCAUAACAAUUAGUAGAACAUGUCAUAUUUCAAGACACUAAUCCAAAACUCUCAUACUUGCACAUUUUAAUUUCAACUGUUCCAUCCAAAACGCCAGGAUCUAACAUUUUGCCCAAUAUCAUUUUUCAAUAACAUUUUACACUAAUCCAAAAUACUAAAAUAAGUCAAAUCGUCAUUUUUCAAUCUCCCCAAUUAUUCCUCCCAUUGUAACUGCUACGUCCAGUGAUAUCUCAACCAAGGGACAUAAGCCUUAGUUAUAAUUCCUUUACUAGGUCGCAUUUUUGAAAUGUUGUGAUUAAAAAAUUUCAUUUUAAAAUUGAUUUUAACUACCUCCUAAUAAUUACACAUAAUGGGUUUGACAACAAUAUUACCAAAACAAAAAUCAUGAGCAAAGAUAGGUUAAACAAUUAAAGGUUGUACUUUUUUACGGUCCAUUGUAAACCAGUUUCGUUGUGUUUUAGGAUGUUUUUGAAAGUUUUUGUUCUAAUUUUGUCGGAAUUGUUAAAGUAUAGUGUGGUUUGGUCUUAUAAAUAUUUGAUCUUUGUGUUGCUGAAAUCUGGUCCGAUCCAAUUUAUUUAAGUCUGAUUUGUUUAAAUCUGAUUGGGAAAACUGUCAAUUUGGUCCUUGGAUUACCACGAAAAAGUCAAUUAGGUCCUCAUACUUUUAAAAAAAUCAAUCAAAUUCCCGAACUUUGUAAAAUCAUUCAAUUGAGUCCAUUUACAGGUUACUUGCUGAUGGAGUAUAUGGCCCGGGAACACCCGGCCCACAGACUCCUACUACACCAAUGAAGGCCCAACAGGCCCAGGAGGCCCAACAGGCCCAAAUCACGGCGCCCAGAGUACCAAGCAGCCCACAAUUUGCACCAGGGGUGCCUUCGGCCCCCUGGCCGAAGGCUCCAAACUAUCACAGCAUGGAUAUUUCGAACAAACAGAGGAACUGGAAGAAAACGGCGAAAACAGUAGCCCUCAGCACUGUGAGCCCUCGGCACUCAGGGCCCCUCAGCACUAAGAGCCCUCGGCUAGUCCUCUGCAGUCGAGGGCACCUCUCCCGACAUGAUAUCCGCCUCACAUGCGUGCAGAUCACCGUACCCUGCACAGACGUCCCAUCCAACAGCCGCAUUAAAUGCGGCCACAUGCGGCUGCCAACGCCAACCAGUUGAGGUGACCCCCCGGCCAAUAGGCGCUUGACACGUGUCCCUGCCCGACAUUUAUUGCUACUAUAAAUAGCACCCCAUUUCCCCGUUUGUAACCACGACAUUCAUACUGCAUACACUCUCUCUACAUUUACCUACUCGCUCUGACUUCUCUCUAAGUUAUUCCCCGCAAUAACCCUCCGGAUAUAUACCCCCGGGUAGACUAUCCAUCAUUUGGUGCUCUCGUUGAGAGGUCGAACAAUCAAGUAAGAAACCCCCCCCCCUCGACCAAACACAAAACACCUAGCUAAAAUGGUGAGAACAACACGUGCCAACUCAAAGAACGUAGAAGACAAGAACCUGGCCCUCGGCGACGUCAACGCCCCCGAAGCCUCUCACAGGGCUCCCGAGGGCGGUGUCAUCGCUGGGCUGGAACAGGCGGCUGUCGACUUACGCCUUCAGAUCCAACAAAAUGCCCCUGAUGCCCGCCUCGGCAUCGAGGCCAAGAAGAAAAACCGGAGCGAUGACCAAGUCAGCCCUCCGGUUCUCACCAUCGACGUACAAUCGGCGCUCUCCGCCUUCAUCCAAACGCUCACUCAGAACCCGGGUGCCUUCGGCACCCUGGCUCCGGCUCACCCCCAGGUUGGGGAAAACAUCAUACUUCCCCCUCCGCCACACCCCUUCGGAAAUCCCACCCCUCGGGUGAGGAACGACGAAGGGGUAGCGGCCCAGGACACGUCCUCCCAGGAAGUACAGUCCCAGGAUCGCCACAAUGACAACAGGGAGAGGCCCCGCACUUCCGCCCUCAAUCGGCUCGGAGGAGGGCCACACCGCCGAGGGGUCCAAGACCACCUCGGAGGAAAGGCACUCCAAAGGCCCCAGGAAAGUGGAGGGUCUGUCUCGAGGGCAGACGAGGAGCGUCCCCCUCGGGACAAAGGCAAGGCACCCCUUCAUGCCAAUGAUGCUCGCCACCAAAUCAACCAGGCCCACUCGGCCCAGGUUCUUUCUCAGGGGGCGGAGACCCUCCCGAAGGACCCCCGGGACGAAAUUAUCGUGGCCCUCCAACGCCGGCUUGACGAAAUGGAGUCCAACAAAGCUCACGCCACCACAUCCACCCCUCAUUCAGACCUCAAAUACGAGGCCAUGAUGGCCAAAAUGGAGGAAUUACAGAAGAAGGUGGCCGAGGGCUCCGGGGAACCCGUCAUCCAGCUCCGGACUCGGACGCCAUUUACCCCAAGGGUAUUGGCGACCCGGAUCCCGGAAAAAUACCGAGGGCAACACAUACAUCCCUACAACGGAAAAACGGACCCCCAGGAACACUACAGCAAAUACCAGAACAGCAUGAUGAUGGUAGGGGCGUCGGACGAAUAUUUGUGUCGUUGGUUCCUCUCCACCUUUGAGGGACCGGCAUACGAAUGGUUCAACAGGCUGCCCGAGGGCUGCAUUGAUUCGUGGCAAGAACUCGCCCAGCGAUUCUUGACACAAUUUGCCGGGAGGCGUCGCACAAGGAAGCACUUCUCCCACCUCCUAACAAUACGCCAAAAGAGGGAUGAGACCCUUCGGGACUUCCUGGAGCGCUGGAGGACGGAAGCCGACAAAGUCGACGGUGCUCAUGACGGGACCCUCCUGGCCCUCCUACAAACCGUCCUCCGCACCGGCAACUUUUCAAGGAGCCUCAUCAUUGAACCCCCCCGCGACUACAUAAGGGCUUUGCAGCGGGGGGACCGAUAUGCUGAGGCCGAGGAGGUGGAAAAGUAUCACCAGCAUCCGGACCAGCAGCCCCCGAGGGCUGACAACAAGCAUAACUGAGGGCCGGGAGCUCCUCCAAACCACCCCAAGUCUUCAGGACCCUCUGAUGACCGCCCUUGGCAAGGCCAAGCCAAGCCCGGGGGAAGUUAUAAGAGCAACCCAAAGACUUGGGCACAUCCCAUUCUCCUGGACCGCCCUCGGACACCAUUGACGCACCCCGUCAGCAUCAUCCUCGAUUUUGCCGAGGAGAGGGGCCUUAUUGAGCGCGACUCUCGCGCACCCCCGGAGGUACAUGCUAUCAACCCUCAGUUCCCAUACUGUCGCUUCCAUCGGCACCAGGGGCACAGGACCGAUGACUGCCAUCAGCUAAAGACGGCCAUCGAGAGGUUAAUACAAGCGGGGCACCUGUCCCAAUUUGUUCAGAGCCCUCGGCAGGAGGGACCUUCUCAUCAGGGGCCUCCCUGAGGGCACCACACGAAGGUGAACGCUUGGGUAAACCCGAAUACCAUCCCCCUCGGCAAGAAGAGGAAGAUUGGAAACUUGGAAGAAGAGGAGGAGGAAUACCCCCACUACCAGGAGAAAAAACGCCACAUCCUCAUGAUCACCGGUGGCAAUACAGGGGGCCGAUUCCACCAGCCAGCGAAAGAAGUGGG